Messenger RNA from Gadus macrocephalus (Pacific cod), 2357 nucleotides. It is a transcript of the gene kifc1, whose product is annotated as kinesin family member C1. NCBI's taxonomy places the organism in Eukaryota, Metazoa, Chordata, Actinopteri, Gadiformes, Gadidae. Gene Ontology annotation, biological process: microtubule-based movement. The transcript is spliced from 11 exons. Bases 342 to 2279 code for a protein of 645 amino acids. The record is from RefSeq and is a predicted model, not a curated record. Gene Ontology annotation, molecular function: microtubule motor activity; ATP binding; microtubule binding.
GAACUCGGAUGGCUUCGGUUUCACCAAGAUUCAUCUUUGUAAGCAUUAGCCUCUCUUUCUGUCCAGAAGUGUGUUAACUUUUAAAGUGAGCUGAAGUGAUUUAACCCCAGCUGGGUCAGGACAAUCCGAUCAGACUCGUAUGUCCUUGAACUGGGCUCUCUGUGGAGGGCUUGGCAGUCUAGAUCAUUUAUGAACUGGGCUCUCUGUGGAGGGGUGGGCAGUAGAGGUGGGCUCGGUCGCGAAGCAGUCUAGAUCAUGUAUUAACAGGACGCCAAUCAUACUAAUGUGAGUACAAUUGUUCUCCCCAAUGUUUUUUUUUUUUUUACCAGGCACGAAGAGUUAUGAGCGGCAAAGAGAACGCGUUGUCUCGUCUGCCGAUAAUGUCGGCAAAGCGUCCAGCAACAGCAGCGUCCAGCAACACCAGCGGCAGCAGCAUGGAGAGCACGGGCCAACCAGCCCAGAAGAAGCAGCGCCGGGAGGCGGAGCCGGCGAGGCCCAAGGCGGCCCUCAGCACGGCGCCCGUCCGCCGCCCGCCCGCCGCCAGCGUCUCCCGGGCGCCGCGGGCCACGGGUGCUGCCACGGUGGCCGCCGCGCCGUCCAGGGGCGUCCUCAGGCAGAACGUGGCGUCGGUGGCGCCGAGGGGCGGGGCCAGGCCAGCGGCGGCGUCCAACAAAGCAGGGGCGGGCGGCGCUGUGGCGGCGGCGGCGGGCGGGCGGCGGCCGGGCUGGGACAUGCGGGGGAAAGUGAGCGACAUGCAGGCCAAGCUGCAGUCGCUGCAGAGCCGCGACCGGACGGCGCAGGAGGAGACCCGGGAGCUCCGGGGCGCCGCGGCCUCCGCCCAGCAGAGGGCGGCGCAGCUGGGCGCGGAGCUGGAGGGCCAGAGGAGCCAGAUCUCCGCGUACCGGGGCGAGCUGGCGGAGGUCCGCGGGGAGCUGGAGCGGGAGGCGUCGGAGCGUCGCGGCCUGCAGCGGGAGCUGGGCGGCCUGCAGGAGGCGCACCAGGUGGUGCUGACGCUCCGCGACAGCCAGGAGCUGGAGCUGCGGGCCGGGAGGGCGAAGCUGCUCACGCAGGGGUCCAGCCUGGAGCGGCUCCAGGCCGGCCUGCAGCAGCUCCAGGCCGAACUACAGCGGCGGGAGCAGGAGUUGCGCCUCCUGCAGGACACGGUGGGCCAGCAGAAGGACGCGCUGCACGCCGGCGAGAUGGAGCGGCGGCAGCUGCACAACACGCUGCAGGAGCUGAAGGGGAACAUCAGGGUCUUCUGCAGGGUGCGCCCCCUGGUGGGCGGAGGCCCCAGCCCCCACAUCCUGCUGCCCCCCGACGACCACAAGGCCCUGGUCCUGGCCCGGUCCGAGGAGUCUCACGUGGGCCGCACGGGGGACACCCAGAAGACGUACAACUUCAGCUUCGACCGCGUGUUCGGCCCCAGUGCCAGCCAGCAGGAGGUGUUUGAGGAGAUCUCCCUGCUGGUGCAGUCUGCGUUGGACGGCUACAACGUCUGCUGCUUCGCCUACGGCCAGACGGGCAGCGGCAAGACCUUCACCAUGGAGGGGGGGGACUCUGACGCGGCGGUGGGCGUCAUCCCCCGCGCCGUGCAGCAGGUGUUCCUGGCGGCGCACAAGCUCGGCGCCCAGGGGUGGGAGUUCUCCUUCACGGCCAGCUUCGUGGAGGUCUACAACGAGAGCCUGCGCGACCUGCUCUACACCGGCAAGGGCGGCAAGCGGCCCGAGCACGAGAUCCGCAAGUCGGCCGCCAACGAGAUCACCGUCACCAACCUCACCUACCAGAAGGUCGCCACCGAGGGGCAGGUGCAGAACCUCAUCGCCAUAGCCAACCAGAACCGCUCCACGGCACAGACCACCCUGAACGACCGCUCCUCGCGCUCCCACUCGGUGUUCCAGCUGGACAUCCAGGGAGAGAACGCCGGCCGCGACGUCCGCUGCAAAUCCACCCUGUGCCUGGUGGACCUGGCGGGCAGCGAGCGCGUGCUGAAGAGCCAGGCCCAGGGCGAGCGCUUCAAGGAGAUGACGGCCAUCAACGGCUCCCUCUCCAACCUGGGCCUCGUCAUCACCGCCCUGGCCAACAAGGAGAGCCACAUCCCAUACAGGAACUCGAAGCUCACCUACCUGCUGCAGAGCUGCCUGGGAGGGAACAGCAAGACCCUGAUGUUCGUCAACAUUGCGCCGGAGCCAGACAGCUUCGGCGAGUCCCUGAACUCCCUGCGCUUCGCCAGCAAGGUGAACGACUGCUUUGUUGGAACAGCAUCCGCCAACAAGAAAUAAGGUUUUUUUGUUUUUUUUGAAAAACCUUUUUGUUGCAUAUUUUAACAUGUGAGUUUUCUAAUAAAUAUAAUUUUAGUA